AUGAGAAUCGGAAGCAAUGUUACUGGAAUGAUAUUCAAAUUAUCAAGAUGUCGAUUUCAUACAAGUUCAUAUGUCUUUCAUGAGAAUCCCUUAGGCUUACCUAAACUUGGAAAGGAUGUUCCUAGUAUGCCUCGAAUGAGCAAGGGAUUACCUAUUAAACAAAGAAUUCCUGGUGUAAAUAAAGUGAUUUUAGUUGCAUCUGGUAAGGGGGGUGUAGGUAAGUCUACGGUUUCUGUCAAUCUUGCUGCUUCUUUAAAUAGUUUGGGUAAGAAGGUUGGAAUAUUAGAUGCUGAUAUAUUUGGACCUUCAAUACCGAAAUUAUUAAAUUUAAAUGGAGAACCAAGAUUAACAGAUCAGGGAAAACUAUUUCCACUUUCAAAUUAUGGAAUUGAAUCAAUGUCAAUGGGAUAUUUAGUUCCACCUGAAAAUGCUAUAGUGUGGAGAGGCUUGAUGGUUAUGAAAGCACUUCAACAAUUAUUAUUUGAAGUUCAAUGGUCCAAUUUGGAUUACUUAGUUAUAGAUAUGCCUCCAGGUACGGGAGAUACUCAAUUGACUAUAAGUCAACAAUUAAAGGUUGAUGGAUCUAUCAUAGUUAGUACUCCACAAGAUAUUGCAUUAAUAGAUGCUAUUAAGGGAAUACAUAUGUUUGAGAAGGUAAAUAUUCCAAUAUUGGGAUUGGUUCAGAAUAUGAGUUUCUUUUGUUGCCCUAACUGUGGUCAUGAAUCUCAUAUUUUUGGGUCUGAUGGGGUUCUUAAAGAAGCAAAACGUAAAAAUUUCGAAGUUCUUGGCUCAAUUCCUCUAAAUGAAGAAAUAUGUUUACAAUCUGAUAGUGGGAAACCUAUAGUUAUAGCUAAUCCCCAAUCACCAGCAUCGUUAGCGUAUAUAAAUAUAGCAAAGACAAUAAUGUCAAAUUUAGAUAGUACAUAG
Scheffersomyces amazonensis is the source of this 927-nucleotide messenger RNA. RefSeq lists its product as uncharacterized. NCBI's taxonomy places the organism in Eukaryota, Fungi, Ascomycota, Pichiomycetes, Serinales, Debaryomycetaceae. Gene Ontology annotation, molecular function: 4 iron, 4 sulfur cluster binding; ATP binding; ATP-dependent FeS chaperone activity. The record is from RefSeq and is a predicted model, not a curated record. Gene Ontology annotation, biological process: iron-sulfur cluster assembly; mitochondrial respiratory chain complex I assembly. Bases 1 to 927 code for a protein of 308 amino acids. The transcript has a single exon. Gene Ontology annotation, cellular component: mitochondrion.